This is a messenger RNA of Triticum urartu, 2590 nucleotides long. RefSeq names its product protein spotted leaf 11. Gene Ontology annotation, molecular function: protein binding; ubiquitin-protein transferase activity. The record is from RefSeq and is a predicted model, not a curated record. Gene Ontology annotation, biological process: protein ubiquitination; cell surface receptor signaling pathway. Lineage: Eukaryota; Viridiplantae; Streptophyta; Magnoliopsida; Poales; Poaceae.
AAAGGGAGGAGGAAGACGACUCGGCCAGCCCAACGCGCUGACCGCCCCGACGACCCAUAAGAUGAAGGAGCAGCCAGCGCCACCAAGCGACCGCUCUUCCCCGUAUUUUACCGCCCCGUGCCACUAGCGCCAGCCGAUCCCCACGCGGCCGGCUGCUGCUUCUCCGGUCUCAUGGCCGGCGACCAAGAGGAGGCGGAGCGGGAGUCCCCGGCGCCGGCGCCGGCUGCGGAGCGGGUCGCCGCCGCGGUGGAGACCGUGGCGGCGCCCGGGGAGUUCCGGAACGCGUACCGGCGGCAGCUGCUGGCGCUGUCCCGCCGAAUUCGCCUCCUCGGACCCUUCGCCGAGGAGCUCCGGGAGCGCCGCCGCCCCGCGGGGGAGGAGGAGGAGCGGGCGCUGGCGACGCUCGCCGACGCGCUGGAGAAGGCGGUCGAGCUGCUCAAGCUCGGCCGCGAGGGAAGCAGGAUCUCUUUGGUUUUUGAUAGGGAUAGAGUAAUGAAUAUAUUUCAGGAAGUAGUUGCUCAGUUGGAACAAGCUUUGCAUGACUUUCCAUACAAUGAACUGGAUAUAUCUGAUGAAGUUAAAGAACAGGUUGAGUUAGUGCAUGCACAGCUCAAAAGAGCAAAAGAACGGGUUGAUAUGCCUGAUGAUGAGUUCUACAACGACCUAUUAUCUCUGUAUAACAAGACCUAUGACCCAAGUGCAGAACUGGCUAUCCUUGAAAGGUUGUCAGAAAAGCUACACCUCAUGACUAUCACUGAUCUCACGCAAGAGUCACUUGCUCUGCAUGAGAUGGUGGCAUCUGGUGGUGGCCAGGAUCCAGGAGAGCACAUUGAGAAAUUGUCAAUGCUACUGAAGAAAAUCAAGGACUUUGUGCAAACUAACAACCCUGAGAUGGGCCCUCCUAUGGCUUCCAAAAUAAUGGAUACCAGCGGGGACCAGAAAUCUGUCAUCGUUCCUGAUGAAUUCCGUUGUCCAAUUUCUCUCGAGCUGAUGAAAGAUCCUGUGAUAGUUGCUACUGGCCAGACAUAUGAACGGUCGUGCAUCGAGAAAUGGCUAGCAUCUGGGCAUCACACUUGCCCAACUACGCAGCAAAGGAUGGCAAACACAACAUUGACGCCAAACUAUGUCCUUAGAAGUCUCAUCUCCCAGUGGUGUGAAACCAACGGAAUUGAAGCGCCUAAGCGCUCAUCCCAGCCUAACAAGCCAAUGCCAACAUGCUCUUCUAGUGAACGUGCUAAUAUUGAUGCUCUGUUAUCGAAGUUAUGCUCUCCAGACCCUGAGGAGCAGAGGUCAGCUGCUGCAGAGCUUCGCCUCCUCGCAAAGCGGAACGCACACAACCGACUAUGCAUUGCUGAGGCUGGUGCAAUUCCCUUGCUAUUGAGUCUGUUAUCGUCAUCUGACUUGCGGACUCAGGAACACGCUGUUACUGCACUUCUGAACCUCUCCAUACACGAGGACAACAAGGCAAGCAUCAUGUCCUCUGGUGCUGUGCCUAGUGUUGUCCAUGUGCUGAAGAAUGGCAGUAUGGAGGCCCGGGAAAAUGCUGCAGCCACCCUUUUUAGCCUCUCUGUGGUCGAUGAAUACAAAGUAACGAUUGGGGGAACAGGGGCUAUCCCUGCCCUUGUAGUGUUGCUAAGUGAGGGCAGCCAGCGGGGUAAGAAAGACGCAGCAGCAGCCCUCUUCAACUUGUGCAUUUACCAAGGUAACAAAGGCCGUGCGAUACGAGCUGGCCUUGUGCCACUCAUCAUGGGUCUAGUAACCAACCCCACAGGAGCUCUCAUGGACGAGGCUAUGGCGAUACUCUCAAUACUAUCCAGCCACCAAGAGGGGAAGGCAGCUAUCGGGGCAGCAGAGCCUGUUCCUGCGCUUGUCGAGUUGCUCGGAAGUGGGUCACCGAGAAACAGAGAGAAUGCUGCAGCUGUGAUGCUGCAUCUGUGCAGCGGCGAGCAACAGCUUGUGCAUUUAGCCCGUGCGCAUGAGUGCGGGAUCAUGGUUCCGUUGCGGGAGCUGGCAUUGAACGGCACAGAAAGGGGAAAGAGGAAGGCAGUGCAGUUGCUCGAGCGGAUGAGCAGAUUCGUGGUUCAACAACAAGAGGAACAGGAAUCUCAUUCUCGGCUGCAGGCCGCCGCGGCACAAGUUCUCCCUCAGGCCCCUGAACAGGUCCAAGAAAGCGAAAUCCCGGAUCAAUUGGAAAGUCCGGCGUCUCAAUACCCCACGCUGUUAUGAAAACAGUGCCGAUAUUGCCCUACCUCUUGGACGUGUUCAUCUAUUGGAUACUAGCGCAAGUGGGAGUCAAUCAUGCGAACCGAGUGAUGUAAUUAUGUGACAGGCCUCUACUGCCAGGUGAGGUAUUUGAAAUUUAUAUUUGCCGCCUUCUUCCAGCUUGUAACUGAAACACUUGUCGGGUUGUCGUGGGCAUGUCAGCCCAAUCUUGAGGUAUGUACAGCUCUUCAAUCCACAGUUUCUGAUAUCAUGUAGCCGCAGAACACAAGGUUCUCCAAAUGUAGUAUAUCCUCAGUGUAAUAGUAAUGAUGAUUUAUGUAAAAGUGAAGAUUUUAUGGUGGGUUUAACUAGUAAAUAUUAUCAUCUC